Olea europaea var. sylvestris is the source of this 1348-nucleotide messenger RNA. RefSeq names its product epoxide hydrolase A-like. The coding region runs from base 150 to 1103 and encodes 317 amino acids. The transcript is spliced from 3 exons. The record is from RefSeq and is a predicted model, not a curated record. NCBI's taxonomy places the organism in Eukaryota, Viridiplantae, Streptophyta, Magnoliopsida, Lamiales, Oleaceae. Gene Ontology annotation, molecular function: hydrolase activity.
GGCACUCAGAGAACUAUCACCCUGGGUACUGGGUAUCUUUCAGAACGGCCGUAUUAUGCUAUUUUUGUAAACCAUCUUUGUAACUAAAGCUUAACUGUCGUAGGCCCCCAACCCUACCCUUCACUGGAGAAGAGCAAGAAGCAGAAACAAUGGACAAAAUUCAACACAAAACAAUCCAUGUAAACGGAAUAAAUAUGCACGUUGCAGAAAUAGGUCAAGGCCCUGCAAUCCUAUUCCUCCACGGUUUCCCGGAGCUCUGGUAUUCAUGGCGCCAUCAAAUGCUCUCCCUUUCUUCCAGAGGCUACCGCACCAUCGCCCCUGAUCUUCGCGGCUACGGUGACACUGACGCGCCGCCCUCCGCCACCAGCUACACCGCCUUUCACAUAGUGGGUGAUUUAGUGGGUCUGUUAGAUGUUAUGGGCCUGGACCGGAUCUUCCUGGUGGGCCACGACUGGGGGGCUGUUAUUGCCUGGUACUUCUGCCUUCUCCGGCCGGACCGGAUUAAGGCUUUAGUCAAUUUGAGCGUUGUAUUUCAUCCGAGAAAUCCGAGGAGAAAACCUGUUGAAUCUAUGCGUGCUAUUUUUGGGGAUGAUUAUUAUAUUUGCAGAUUUCAGGAACCUGGGGAAGUGGAAGAGGAGUUUGCUCGUGUUAACACAGGAAGAUUGAUCAAGAAAUUUUUAACAUCUCGAAAUCCAGCUCCACUUUCUGUUCCUAAAAGUAGAGGGUUUGGGGGCUCGCCUCAUUCUUCAAUUACGUUGCCCUCUUGGUUAUCAGAAGAUGAUGUCAAUUAUUAUUCUAGCAAAUUUUACCAAACAGGCUUCACGGGUGGAUUAAAUUACUAUCGAGCUAUGGACCUGAAUUGGGAGCUCACAGCACCGUGGACCGGGGUGCAAAUAAAGGUUCCUGUUAAGUUUAUUGUGGGAGAUCUCGACCUUACAUAUAAUAAUCCAGGUGUAAAGGAAUAUAUACAUGGUGGUGGCUUCAAACGAGAGGUGCCAUUUUUGCAGGAAGUAGUUGUCAUGGAAGGAGUGGCUCACUUUCUUAACCAAGAAAAACCGGAUGAAAUCAGUGCACAUAUUUACGACUUUGUCCGGAAGUUUUGAUCUGUUUUUGAUUCCUUGCACAUGUUCACACAACCCGUCUUGGGAGAUAAUUUCACGACAUGGAUAACAAGACUCCUUCCGAGUUAGGAUUGAUAUGUUGGCGAGGGUAUCACCUAGGAAUUAUUACUGUUGUGUAUUCUCUUAACAUUAAAUGUUAGUCGUUUCUGGCAAAUACAUUGUACUAACAAACCGGAAUGUUUCAUUCUAUGUUAGUGUGAGUUAUAUACCAGUUCAAUUAACAUUAA